AUGAAGAAAAUGGUUGCAGAUUAUCUAGGGUCUCCGCUUAAUGGUGCCAUCAGAACCUGCAUCAAGAACUUGUACUUACCAUCUGCUUGGAAGAUCGCGCGCAUCUGCGCGAUUCCUAAAGGGAGCCAAAUUAAAUCUGAGAAAGAUUUACGAUCUAUAUCAAUAUCACUUGUGCUUUCAAAGGUUUAUGAACGACUGAUUUUCCGUCAGCUGUCUGUUUUUAUUGAUAAGAACAAUGUUCUCAACAAUAACAUUUCUGCCUAUCGAAAGGGACAAUCCACUACUACUGUACUUCAAGCCAUACGAGACCACAUAGUAAAAGCCAUGAAACGUUCGGAGAUCAAUGACACGUGCUCAGAGUUUAAAAACGUGAAUUUUGGGGUUCCGCAAGGCUCCAUCUUGGGCCCGGUGCUAUUCAAUAUCUAUGUUGCUGAUCUUCAGGAGAACGUAAAUGUCAAAUGCUUCCAGUAUGUGGACGACACAACAAUCUACGAUCAUGCUAAACUAUCUGACCUAAAUAACUGUAGAAACUGUAUCUCCCAAUCAAUUAAUAAACUAAGUGCCUGGUCUAAGCAGAGUACCCUCGCCUUUAACAACGACAAAACCAAGGUUACGAUCCUAUCCACCCCGCAAAUGUCCAGAAAAGAGUUCCAGAACAGUUUGCGAAAGAUUGUUAUUACUACAUCUGAGAAACACAACUCUUCCAGAGAAACCAUCUAUACAUCUGUGGAUUACAAAACCCCAGCGAAUGAGAGAAUGAUGACCAUCUAA
Stylophora pistillata is the source of this 771-nucleotide messenger RNA. RefSeq lists its product as uncharacterized. The record is from RefSeq and is a predicted model, not a curated record. Lineage: Eukaryota; Metazoa; Cnidaria; Anthozoa; Scleractinia; Pocilloporidae.